This is a messenger RNA of Rotaria socialis, 1800 nucleotides long. NCBI's taxonomy places the organism in Eukaryota, Metazoa, Rotifera, Eurotatoria, Philodinida, Philodinidae. The record is from the annotation of a GenBank genome assembly.
AUGCCUACAUUGACGAAUUUGGGUCUUAUGGUAUAUUUUGCCUUGGUAUCACUUAUAGGUACGCUUGGUAAUGGGAUAAUUUUAUUAGCCUAUGGAAAUAGAUGGAAUUCAUCGAAAUCAACAUCAGUUAUAUUUAUACUUAUUCUUGCUUGUGUCGAUCUAUGGACAUGUCUUAUUGUUGUGCCAACUAUUGCUGUAAUGGAACAUCACAUGUUUGAAGUAUCAACGCCGCUGUGCCGAUUUUAUUCAUUUUCAAAAAUUCUCAUUAUAAUCUCAUCUUUUAUCAUGUCAUUUAUUGCGUUAGAUAGAUUUUUAAAUAUUGCGACACCACACCAUCGAUUAUUGAAUCCUUUUCGUGUUAAAUCAUUAUUAACAUUAUUUAUUUUAAUUGGCAUUGGAUUAGGUGUAUUAACGGCAUUAGCAUUUUCGUCGCCACCAUAUCGAGAAUCGUAUCUUGCUAAUUACACGCUAGUUUCUUUCAAUGAAACAGAUAAAUUAAUAUAUUGUUCUGAAGAAAUAUCGAUACUACUCGACCAUACAACGAACUCUUCACUCGAUCGAAUGCAAAGGGAAAAUUUAGAAAUAUCAAUUCCUCCAUAUACCAACAUAACAAAUCUGAAUUUAACUUACCUAUCAACUCACGUACGAUGUUUUGCUGAUACAUCAAUUAUAUCUGAAACAAUACGAGAGAUUUUACGACAUGUAUCAAAUAAAUUCUUUUUUACUUCAAUUGGUAUUGUGACAGUAUUUUAUACAAUAACAUUUGUGUUGGCUCUACAACGACAAAAUCCUCGUAUACGUGCCUUAAAAAAAAGCUUAAAUGUUUUGAAUAAAUUCAAUUCUCAUUCACCAACUUCUCAUCAAGCAAAUACUCAUAAUCAACAAGAACCGAACGAAUCGGUACUGCCAUCAUAUUCAAAAUUAUAUUCUUCUGUUAAAAAGAAAAUUUCAACUAGCAAAUCUAGACACUUAUCGACUGAUGACAAUGCCGAGUAUGCUAUGUCUAAUAUUAUUAGUAAUGACGAGUUUACUGAUCAAAAUAUUCUAAAUGAACCAAGAGCUGAUUUUUGUAUAAGCACAUCAGAAACAGGUUCGGAUGCUUUGCAAAUAUCAACAGAAAAACUCUCGAAUUUAAAGCAAGUUUCAUUUCAAAUCGAAGAUAAUGACAAUGCAAUAAUUAGUAAUAAUAAUGAUAAACAACAAUUAUCGUUUAGGACAAAUUCACUUGAUACAGAUUUAUACCUGAAGACAGACACAUAUUAUAGAUUUUCAUGUCCAUGUUCAAAAGCCCGACAAAUCUUAAUUAAAUUUCAUUUUUCACAUCCAACAUUUGAUAUAAAUCCAUGGUUAUGUUGUAGUUCUUGUUGUUUAAAAAAGCCUUCGUCAUUAAAUGAUCAUGACUUAUCAAUGAUAAACUCAACUGAAGAUGAAGCAUCAACAAUACUAACAGCAACAUUACCGAAUACUCAAGCCAAGCAUACACUUAUAUCAAAUAGUGCAAUAUUAAGAAAACAAUUACAUCGCUAUCGUUUAAAACAAAUACGCAUGGCAUCAACAUUCUUAUUAAUUACUGUUUCAUUUGUUCUUUUUUAUUUACCCUCAAUAUUAAAUGCUGAACGUUAUAUAAAAAGUCCUUUAAUGAUUUAUUAUUUAUAUUUAUGUACGCAUGCAUUAAAUCCAAUUAUUUAUUGUUUUAUGAAUAGAAGUUUACGUGCUUAUGUAUUUACAAUGUUUAGAUGUGGACCUCGACGAAAAGAACGUCAUAUUAUAAGUGGAGCAACAACGACUCUUGAAAGAUAA